AUGGAUCUGACUACAAAAGGAUCAGAAGCCGAUGCAAAGCCGAAUAAUUGUUGUGUCUGUCCUGAAACAAAGAAGCUUAGAGAUGAAUGCAUUGUGCAACAUGGAGAGAACAAAUGCGGUAAAUAUAUUGAAGCCCACAAAAAAUGCCUACGGGCUGAAGGGUUCAAUGUGUGAUGAUCUUUGGAUGAUAGUUCAGGCUGAUAACAGUUUAACUUUUCAGAGAUCUUGGAUGAUUUUUUUCUUCCCAAAAUGUAUAAUUGAUCAGUUCAUCUGUUUGAAGAUGUAAUGAAUAAAAAUGCCAGAAUGUUUUUUAUGGAUAUGUCUAUUACUUUGUGCA
Molecule: messenger RNA, 337 nt
Organism: Asparagus officinalis (garden asparagus)
Lineage: Eukaryota; Viridiplantae; Streptophyta; Magnoliopsida; Asparagales; Asparagaceae
Product: cytochrome c oxidase copper chaperone 1-like
Exons: 2
Coding region: 1-174 (57 amino acids)
Cellular component (GO): mitochondrial intermembrane space
Molecular function (GO): copper chaperone activity; copper ion binding
Source: RefSeq, a predicted model, not a curated record